GAGUGAGAGAAAAGACUUUCGGUGACGCAAUAUUCAUGAGACGGAAGUAAAGAAUUGUAGUCGUUAGGAAUCCUGAUAGUGACAUGACAAAUAAAACUGCAUUCUGAAAAACGUCAACCACCCCAAGAAGAAACACAGUAUAAACAGAUUUUAGAAGAAGCCUCCUCCAGAAACUGCAAGGAUGCAUGGCCGAAUUAAGUUGAAAUCCACAGCCCAGCAGGAGGAGGAGAAGAGAAAGGAGCGAGAGAAGAAGCUGAAGAUAUACGUGGCUGCACGCGAUGCCUGCUUUUCUAAGAGAAAGGAGGGCGUCUGGGAUGAAGAGGCUCUCCAGCUGACCCAGCAGCUUCUGUCAUCCAACCCUGACUUUGCAACCCUCUGGAACUACAGAAGAGAAAUCCUAAUGCACCUGGAAACUGUGAAAGACGAGGAUGAAGUUCAGAAGGUUUAUGAGGCCGAGCUGUUGUUUCUGGAGUCUUGCCUGAAGGUCAACCCAAAGUCCUACGGCAGCUGGCACCACCGAGGAUGGGUUUCGGCCCGUCUGCCCCGCCCAGACUGGGCCAGAGAGCUGAGCCUGUGUGAUCGCUGCUUGAGCCUGGACGACCGCAACUUCCAUUGUUGGGAUUAUCGUCGCAUGGUGGUGAAGAUGUCCGGCGUGCCUGUGGCUAAGGAGCUGGAGUUUACCGAUCGUCUUAUUGGCUCCAACUUUUCCAACUACUCCAGCUGGCACUACCGCAGCACCUUGCUGCCACUGCUCCACCCGGAGUCUCCCGAGCCCCCCUCACCACGCCGCGAGUCUCUGCAGUCAUCCCCCCCACCUUCUCCUCAAACCCACUCCCAUCGUGUCUGUGAGGAGCAGCUUCUUAAAGAGUAUGAGCUUGUACAAAAUGCUUUCUUCACUGACCCCAAUGAUCAGAGUGCAUGGUUUUACUAUCGCUGGUUAUUAGGCAGAGCGGAGCGUGAAGAGAUGAUAAGCUGUGUUUAUGUCAGUCGAGAAGAAGAGACGGUGGCUGUUGCCUUCUCUCGGCCUGUCAAUGCGCAGUCAGUCGGCCUGUUCCUGGUCCUCGAUGGUCAGCCCCAGAGAGUGGAGUGGAGGAGUGUCCAUCCGCGCUUCAAACACAGUCCCGUCUGGAUCUGCGAUCUCCCACCUGGAACUAUCAGUGACAUCAGCAAUGAGCACAAUCUGACUGUGCACUGGACCGAAAAACACACCCACAGAGACUGUGCUCUUUACACAGGUCGGACUGAGAGUUGGUGCAGGGACAGUGCUACUGAUCAGGAACUGUUCAGGAGUGAACUGUCAGUGGAGAAGACGUCAGUGUUACAGUCGGAGCUGCAAUCAGUCAACCAGCUACAAGAAUUGGAGCCACUCAAUAAAUGGUGUCUACUGACCAUUAUCCUCCUGAUGAGGGCACUAGACCCUCUUGGAUAUGAAAAGGAGACACUUGCUCAUUUCCAAACACUCAAAGACGUGGAUUCCAUGCGCUCUGCUUAUUACAGUGACCUGUGCAGCAAGUUUAUGAUUGAAAACACAAUCCUGAAAAUGGAGUACGCCGAAGUGCGCGUCUUCAGCAUUUCUGACAAGAACCUGACCACUUUAUGCCACCUGGACCAGCUGCUAUUGGUUACCCACAUCAACCUGUCCUCCAACCAGCUGGAGCGGCUGCCUCCUCAGUUCGCUAUGUUACAGUGUCUGGAGGUCUUGGAGGCUGAUAAUAACUCCAUAGAAAACCUGGAAGGAGUGUAUCACCUUCCCAGAUUGGAGGAAGUUCUGUUGAAGAAUAAUAAAAUUUCGACCCUGGCGGAUCUUCAGCCGUUGGCGUCCUGCCCCAAGCUGAAGCGCCUCGAUCUCCGUGGCAACCCCGUCACUCAGACAGCCAACGUGGAGUCAGAAUUAGCCGAGCUGCUGCCCACAGUCACAGACCUCCUGCUCUGAUCUGACGGGGGCAGCAAUCACUGUCUUUCACCUGUCCUUCGCCUUCUGUGUCAUGUCUGUCGAGGAAGUGAGCAAGUGUUUUUUUUUUAUUUGUUGGGUCUUGUGUCUCCUGUUUGUUCCACUUGUUUGGGAGAAUGCCAAUUACAGCAAGCCCUGAGGUCCUGGCUCUUGGCAGCAUAUUUAAGAACGCAACACCUUUAACAAAGAGAGUGUGUGUGUGUGUGUGUUUGUGGCGAGUGUGUAAUAACCAACGGUGCAUUUCAUUCUUUGUGUGUGUGUACGUCCUCAAAACAAAUAAUUGCAUGCAGAAACAUUGAUACUGGAGUAAACUCAAUAUGGAUUGGCGUGCAGCAAUGCUGGCUUGUUGCUUCUUUAACGGUUAAGAUAGAAGAAAAGCUUAAACCUCAUAAUCAUGACAUUGCUCAGUUCUCAUACACAUUUUUUUUUAAAGCAUUUAAUAAAUGACAUUAUACUGUUGCACAGUAA
This is a messenger RNA of Mugil cephalus (flathead mullet), 2419 nucleotides long. It is a transcript of the gene rabggta, whose product is annotated as Rab geranylgeranyltransferase subunit alpha. NCBI's taxonomy places the organism in Eukaryota, Metazoa, Chordata, Actinopteri, Mugiliformes, Mugilidae. The record is from RefSeq and is a predicted model, not a curated record. Bases 182 to 1933 code for a protein of 583 amino acids. Gene Ontology annotation, molecular function: zinc ion binding; Rab geranylgeranyltransferase activity; protein binding. Gene Ontology annotation, biological process: protein geranylgeranylation. Gene Ontology annotation, cellular component: cytoplasm; Rab-protein geranylgeranyltransferase complex. The transcript is spliced from 17 exons.